Messenger RNA from Cryphonectria parasitica EP155, 1020 nucleotides. RefSeq names its product Ribokinase-like protein. The transcript has 4 exons. The record is from RefSeq and is a predicted model, not a curated record. Gene Ontology annotation, biological process: metabolite repair. Gene Ontology annotation, molecular function: ATP-dependent NAD(P)H-hydrate dehydratase activity. Lineage: Eukaryota; Fungi; Ascomycota; Sordariomycetes; Diaporthales; Cryphonectriaceae. Bases 1 to 1020 code for a protein of 339 amino acids.
AUGUCUCCCGCCACCAGAGAGCUCCUGGGCCGCGUGCGCCAGCUGGUGCCGCCCAUGCUGGACAAGUUUCACAAAGGACAGCAGGGCCGCAUAGGAGUUAUCGGCGGCAGCGAGGAUUACACGGGUGCACCGUACUUUUCGGCCAUGGCGAGCGCGAGAUUGGGAUGUGAUAUGUCCCACGUUAUCUGUACUCCCGGCGCCGCCUCCGUGAUCAAGACUUACUCCCCAAACCUCAUGGUCCACCCCCUCAUGCGACAAUCCCCAUCCCCUAACACGUCCGACGAAUCUUCCACCACCGACUCCGCAGACACCGUCGCCUCUCCCAUCAUAGACAUGCUCGCCCGGCUCCACGUGCUCGUCGUGGGGCCGGGCCUGGGCCGCGACCCGCUGAUGCAAGACACCGUGGCCAAGGUCAUCAGCGCGGCGCGGGAGAAGAACACGCCCGUGGUGCUGGACGCGGACGCGCUAUUCGUCGUGCAAAAGCGGCCAGAGAUCGUGAAGGGGUACAAGCUGGCCGUGCUGACGCCCAACGUGGUGGAGUUUGGCAGGCUGUGCAAGGCGCUGGGGCUCGAGGAGGACGAGGAGGACGAGGAAAAGAACAAAAAAGAGACCGCCAAGGUUGAGGCCCUCGCUCGCGCGCUAGGCGGCGUGACGGUCGUGCAGAAAGGGUUUCACGACUUUGUCAGCGAUGGGGAGACGACACUGGUUGUCGACCUGGAGGGCGGGAAGAAGAGGAGCGGUGGGCAGGGGGACACGCUGACGGGGUCGGUCGCGACGUUCCUGGGCUGGAGGCAGGCGUACCUGGAGGGGCUGUGGGAUCACGGGGGAAAGUUGGACAAAGGGGAGCUGGUGCAGCUUGCAGCCUUUGGGGGAUGUGCUAUUACAAGGGCAUCUUCUCGCCAGGCCUUUGAGAAGAAGGGCCGCAGUCUCCAGGCGAGCGACCUCACGGACGAGGUCCACAUCGCCUUCCUCAAGCUUUUCGGGGAGGACGAGCCGGACGUGGGCAGCUUGAAGUUAUAG